Molecule: messenger RNA, 207 nt
Organism: Ilex paraguariensis (yerba mate)
Lineage: Eukaryota; Viridiplantae; Streptophyta; Magnoliopsida; Aquifoliales; Aquifoliaceae
Source: the annotation of a GenBank genome assembly
AUGCAUGAUAUUGAGAAGGAAGAUCUUAAGUUUAAAUCUUAUAUGAGGAAUGUACAUUUUGAAGUGAAUCUGGAUUUGAUGUCAAAGAUAUUGAAGGUUCUCUCACCCUUCAUUGGUGAGAAUAUGGUUACAUACCCAUAUAAGAAUCUCAAUGAUAAACCUAUGGUCGAGAAUGUUGCUACAGAACUUUAUGGUUCACCUAUUACU